AUGGAUAUCGACGCAACAGAAACCAAGGUGCAGAUCCGUCUUACUACGCGCGAUGCUAGCCUGCAAAUCUCGGAGGAGCCGAACAUUCUUUUAGUUCAGACAUCUCUGACACGACACAAGCUUUCGACACUUGUGAACGAACUUCUACACCGCGAUGACGACAGUCGCAUACCGUUCGACAUCCUGAUCAAUGGCGAAUUUCUCCGGUCCACAAUCGACGAGUUUCUUACCAAGAAUGGUAUCAAUGCCGAGUCAACGCUGGAUGUUGAAUACACGAGAGCUUUGGUGCCACCUCUGAACGUCACGAGCUUCGAACACGACGACUGGGUUUCUGCCGUGGAUAUCUUGUCAGGGGUGCAAAGCGGACAAGAGAGAAUACUGAGUGCGAGUUAUGAUGGACUGUUAAGAGUGUGGAACACUUCAGGUGAUGUUUUGGCAACUUCCGAAGCUCCCAACAACGGCGGUCGCGUCACGAGCUUGAAGACGGCUAAGUGGUUGUCGGAGAAGAAAGUGGUGGCUGCGGGCUUGGACAACACUGUUCGUGUUUACAAGUACGACGAUGAUACGCGAACCAUUACGACGGCUCUCGAACUCUUCAACCAUCGCUGGGGUGUCGAAGACGUCGCGGUUCACGCUCCCUCCAGCCGUAUUCUCUCCGCCUCUUCGGAUACCACUAUUUCACUUUUCUCGAGCAACGCAAAGGAAAACCCGGUUGCACCGCCAAACUUCCUGCCGAGCUCAAAUGCUGCCUCCAACAAGCGACAAAAGCUUUCCAAGCCCGAUCGCACGGUUCCCGCUCGUGGAGCGCUGGCUACGUUUAGCGGUCAUAGUUCGCCGGUAUCUAGCGUCAUCUUUAAGCCGGAUGAUGCUACAGUCGCAUACUCAGCAUCUCAUGACCAUACACUCAAAACCUGGGAUCUCCCUACUCAGUCGUGCGUUGACACCCGCACGACUGGUCAUUCGCUUCUCUCUCUAUGCGCCAUUCCUUCCCGAAACCUUCUUGCAACUGGUACCUCAGCACGACACAUCACAUUGGUCGAUCCCCGUGCGUCCGCUACGCAAAUCAGCGUUAUGACACUACGAGGCCACAAGAACGGUGUUGUUUCCUUGGACACAGAUCCUUCCUCCGAAUACAACCUGGCUUCUGCUUCGCACGAUGGAACAGUUCAGAUUUGGGACCUCAGGAAUGUCAGUACAGGCGGACAGGUUGGAGAGGGAAUGACUGGUGAGAGCGUAUACACCAUCUACAGGCAAGGACGCGAUACUGCCAAGAGCCAUGGUGAGGGCGCCAAGGUCUUCAGCGUACGGUGGGAUCGCGCCGUGGGCAUCGUUUCGGGUGGCGAGGAUAAACGAGUGCAGAUUAACCGCGCUCUCGGCUCAUAA
Alternaria atra is the source of this 1383-nucleotide messenger RNA. RefSeq lists its product as uncharacterized. Lineage: Eukaryota; Fungi; Ascomycota; Dothideomycetes; Pleosporales; Pleosporaceae. The coding region runs from base 1 to 1383 and encodes 460 amino acids. Gene Ontology annotation, cellular component: preribosome, large subunit precursor. The record is from RefSeq and is a predicted model, not a curated record. Gene Ontology annotation, molecular function: protein binding. Gene Ontology annotation, biological process: ribosome biogenesis. The transcript is spliced from 2 exons.